Punica granatum (pomegranate) is the source of this 1934-nucleotide messenger RNA. NCBI's taxonomy places the organism in Eukaryota, Viridiplantae, Streptophyta, Magnoliopsida, Myrtales, Lythraceae. The record is from RefSeq and is a predicted model, not a curated record.
UUAGUCUUCAUGUUCUGUUUUCAUGUCAAGUCGCUAUCAAGUUCGAUGAUUACAAUUCCGUGGUGGCUCUUCUAAUUAAUAACAAUUAAAAUGAAAAAUCAAACCAAUUGUGGGCAGGAAAUUUGCUAGGGGAAGACAUAUACUAUGGCCUCACUUCUCAUCUCCAUCCUCGUCAUCCCACUUCUCUCCCUUCUCGUCAUCGGAUGGCGUCGAACCCGUGUCACUGCGAUCCACCCGUCAUCCACCACCCAGAAGCGCCGUGUCCCACCCUCGCCCCCCACGCUCCCCGUCAUUGGAAACCUCCACCAGCUCGGCACCUACCCUCACAAGACCCUGCAGACCUUGUCCCGGAGGUACGGCCCGUUCAUGCUCGUCCACAUGGGUCGGGCACCGGCCUUGAUUGUCUCGUCGGCCCGCUUGGCCGGGGAGGUCAUGAAGACCCAUGACAUCGCGUUCUCGGACCGACCCCUGUGGAGCACGGCCCGUCGCCUCCUGUACGAUGGGAAGGACGUGUCGUUGGCCCCGUACGGGGAGUAUUGGCGCCAGAUGAGGAGCUUGUGCGUGCUCCAGCUGCUCAACAACAAGAGGGUCCAGUCGUUUAGUUCCGUCCGUGAGGAAGAGCUCGCCCUAUUGGUCAAGCGGAUUGGGGAUGCUUCCCCGACUCCGGUGGACAUGAGUGAUGCUUUUGCAACUCUAACGAACGGCGUGGUGUGUCGGGCGGCGCUGGGAAGGAAGUACGGCGAGGACGAGGCGAUCGGGAGGAGGUUUAAGACCUUGUUGGCGGAAUUUGUGGGCCUAUUGGGUGCGUUUAACGUAGGAGAUCUCAUACCGAGCUUGGGUUGGAUCAAUAAGCUCAAUGGUUUGGAUAAAAAAGUUGAAAGGGUGGCCAAGGAGUUCGACGAUUUCUUGGAGCAAGUUGUGGAGGAGCAUGUGAGCAAGUUGAACAAACCUUAUCAACAAGAAGAGAGAAAAUAUAAUAAUGACGAUAAUAAUAGUACUAGGAACAAUAAUGAUAGCGAUGGUGACGGUGAUAGUGAUAACAAGGAUUUUGUGGAUGUGCUGCUUGAAUUCCAAAGGGGCAAUUUGGCUGGUUUUCCCCUUAGCAAACUCAGCAUCAAAGCUAUCAUCCUGGAUAUUUUUGCUGCAGGGACUGAUACAACUUACACGGUCUUAGAAUGGGCAAUGACAGAGCUCUUGAAGCACCCUAAGGUAAUGGAGAAUUUGCAAAGGGAAGUUAGGGAAGUAGCCAAGGGAAGGCUCAACAUCACAGAUGAAGAUCUAGACCGAUUGCGUUACCUCAAUGCCGUCGUCAAGGAGACCCUUCGACUGCACCCUCCACUCCCGCUUCUGUUCCCACGGGCUGUGACUCGGGAUGUCACUAUCAAUGGCUACGACGUGGCUGCCGGGACGAUGGUCAUCACCAAUGCCUGGGCCAUUGGGAGGGACCCCGACUCAUGGGGCCCCAACCCGGAUGAAUUCAAGCCCGAGCGGUUCCUGGGCAACCCCGUGGACUACAAGGGGCAAAAUUUUGAGCUCAUCCCGUUUGGAGCGGGGCGGAGGGGGUGCCCAGGGAUUGCGUUUGCUAUGGCCAUGGACAAUUUCGUGCUGGCGAAUCUGAUGCUCAGGUUUGAUUGGGCGUUGCCUCCGGGAAUGAGGGCUGAGGAUUUGGACAUGACUCAGUGCACUGGGCUCACUAUCCAUAGGAAAGUUCCGCUUUUGGCCGUUGCAACCCCUUACUCUUCUUAGGAUAUCUGUGUUGUAACGUAAUGUUUCAUGCAUGCAAUAAAAUGUAGCGAGAAGACCUCUAUUUCUAAAAUAAGGUGUAAGUUUUAAAGAGGAAGGGGUCUUGGUGCAAUUACAAGACGUCGAUUCAAAACUAAGAUGUUCUAAAUUCGAUUCUUAUCAGUAAAAAUGAUGUGCCCCUUUAUUAUGUA